AUGAAUCUCCUCAGUUCAAUCCUUCCAAUUAUCGUCCUCUUCGCCCUUUUCUCUCCGGCGAAACCUGACGCCGCCUUAAUCGCCAACCUCUGCUGCAAGACAGAGCAGCCAAAGAUCUGUUCCGAUUGCCUCAAUUCCGGCUCCGGAAGUCAGACCGCCGAUGGCCUUGGACUCGCACUCAUCGCCAUUGGAUGUGCCGAGAAAAAUACCAAAUUAAUGGCGCAGAGGCUCGGCGGCCUUGUCCGUUCUACACCGGAUUCCACAUUGAAGACGCUUUUGAAUGAUUGCUGGUUGUCGACGGGUUCUGCCGCUGGCAAUUUUCCGGGAAUCGCAAGAUCCGUCGCGGCGGGAGACUAUGCUGGCGGUAGAAACGUUUUGGAGAUUACGAUUAGGAAUGCGAAUAGCUGUUUGGAUAACUUCAAUAAAAACCCUAGCGUUCCGGUGCCGUCGGAGGUUUUGGCGGGGACGGUGGCCGCCGCCCAAGAUUGCCGGAUUAUUUCUGAGAUUUUGAAUAAUAUUUGA
Molecule: messenger RNA, 522 nt
Organism: Benincasa hispida (wax gourd)
Lineage: Eukaryota; Viridiplantae; Streptophyta; Magnoliopsida; Cucurbitales; Cucurbitaceae
Product: pectinesterase inhibitor-like
Biological process (GO): negative regulation of catalytic activity
Molecular function (GO): pectinesterase inhibitor activity
Source: RefSeq, a predicted model, not a curated record